This is a messenger RNA of Ceratotherium simum simum (southern white rhinoceros), 3656 nucleotides long. RefSeq names its product leucine rich repeats and calponin homology domain containing 3 (gene LRCH3). Lineage: Eukaryota; Metazoa; Chordata; Mammalia; Perissodactyla; Rhinocerotidae. Gene Ontology annotation, cellular component: cytoplasm. The record is from RefSeq and is a predicted model, not a curated record. Gene Ontology annotation, molecular function: protein binding.
UACCAUUUCUUUGGUCUACCCUUAAUUCCCACAUUUAGAUUAUGGUCAGAUCAUUUUCCUCAAUUUUGGUAGCAGACCAAAAUUUUAGACUUUAAUGCCGUUCAUCCUGCUUUGCUCAACAAUAAAAUCUUGCCUAAAGGACGAGUACUAUUUAAUAAAGGGAGGGAGGGCCUAAAAUAUUCAUAUAACCCUUUCAAUGAGAAUUAUGGAGUUUGGGAGCCAGGUUAGCACUUACAUUUCCCUCAGGCAAUAAUAGUUAAUAAAUCCACAACUCUCCAUUUAGAUCAUUUGGUUUAUGGAAUGACAGAAGUUGGUAAAUGUUUUAGGUCGUAUCCCAGGGUCCCUUCCUCUCGUUGCCCAAGUUUCCGGCAGCAACCGUGUUAAGGGGCCUUAAUUUAAUGCUUAAUCGAAUCCUCCAGUACUGAGGGAGAAAAGCAGAGAAGUUUUGGUGAGGAGCGUUAUCUGAAAGAUAUUUUUGUAGAGGCGUUUGAGAAAUGCUGGUCACCUGGAGUAGGGGGCUGCACCAUAUUUGUAAGUUCCGUUUUAAUUUCCCUUGAAAAUCACGAUGUGGGCGGAGGCAAGCGCCUGGAUGUGUGGAGGGGCACCGCAGCCCUCCCCAUCAAGGGAACCGUCGUGGUCUGGAUGCCCCUUUCCCCGCCCACCCAUCAGUUCUGGCCGCGCAUGCGCUGAGCCAGCGGGCCGGAGAGUUGUCGGCUGGGAAAUGGCGGCCGCGGGCUUGGUCGCUGUGACCACGGCUGCAGAGUACUCUGGCCCAGUAGCGUCGGGAGGUAACCUCUCCGGUGUUAACUGCGGCCCAAGCUCCGGGGCAGGCGCUGGUCCUGGCCCGGGCUCAUGGAGUCGCUCCCUCGAUCGAGCGCUGGAGGAGGCGGCGGUAACCGGGGUGCUGAGCCUGAGCGGCCGGAAACUGAGGGAGUUUCCCCGGGGAGCGGCCAACCACGACCUGACGGACACCACUCGGGCGGAUCUGUCACGAAAUCGCCUUUCAGAAAUUCCCAUUGAAGCAUGUCACUUCGUUUCUCUUGAGAAUCUCAAUUUAUACCAAAAUUGUAUUCGGUAUAUACCAGAGGCGAUUCUAAACCUACAAGCUCUGACGUACUUGAAUAUUAGUCGGAACCAGCUGUCAACAUUGCCAGUACACUUGUGUAAUUUACCAUUGAAAGUCUUAAUUGCCAGUAAUAACAAAUUAGUUUCACUCCCAGAAGAAAUUGGACAUCUCAGACAUUUAACGGAACUUGAUGUGAGCUGCAACGAAAUUCAAACAGUACCUUCCCAAAUUGGUAAUUUGGAAGCUUUGAGAGACCUUAAUGUAAGGAGAAAUCACUUAGUACGUUUGCCUGAAGAGCUGGCAGAGUUGCCUUUGAUACGGUUAGACUUCUCCUGCAAUAAAAUCACGACGAUCCCCGUUUGUUAUCGGAACCUCAGGCACCUACAGAUCAUCACCCUUGAUAACAAUCCACUACAGUCUCCUCCCGCACAGAUAUGUAUAAAAGGCAAAAUCCACAUAUUUAAAUACCUGAACAUACAAGCUUGUAAGAUUGCUCCAGAUCUGCCAGAUUAUGAUAGGAGACCCUUGGGUUUUGGCUCCUGCCAUGAAGAACUGUACUCAGGUCGCCCUUAUGGAGCCCUUGAUUCAGGUUUCAAUAGCGUGGACAGUGGUGAUAAGAGAUGGUCAGGGAAUGAACCUACAGAUGAGUUUUCAGAUCUGCCUCUUCGAGUAGCAGAAAUUACUAAAGAACAAAGACUACGAAGAGAAAGCCAGUACCAAGAGAAUCGUGGCAGUUUAGUAGUAACAAAUGGUGGAGUGGAACAUGAUCUGGAUCAGAUUGACUACAUUGACAGCUGUACUGCAGAGGAAGAAGAGGACGAGGUGAGACAGCCCAAGGGCCUGGACUCAGACAGCCUCAGUUCACAGUUUAUGGCAUAUAUUGAACAACGACGAAUCUCUCAUGAGGGUUCACCAAUAAAGCCAGUACCCAUGAGGGAGUUUCAAAAAACAGAAGACAUGAGAAGAUAUUUACAUCAAAACAGGGUUCCAGUUGAGCCAUCUUCUCUCCCGGCACUAUCACCAAGUCAUAGUCAGUUGUCACAUACAGACUUGGAACUUCAUCGGAGAAGAGAACAGUUAGUGGAGCGCACCCGGAGAGAGGCACAGCUUGCUGCUCUACAGUAUGAGGAGGAGAAAAUAAGGACCAAGCAGAUUCAGAGAGAUGCUGUCCUGGACUUUGUCAAGCAAAAAGUAUCACAAAGUCCACAAAAGCAACCACCCCUCUUAGACGGUGAGUGUCCCUUCCCAUCCAGAAGGUCUCAGCACACUGAUGAUAGUGCCUUGUUAGUGUCGCUGUCUGGGUUGAGUCACGUGGGCUGUGCUGCUCCCCUGCCCCAUUCUUCUGCCUUCACGCCUCUCAAGAAUGAUGACAGAUCUAAGGCCGCAUCAAGUUCACCCACAACAGAAACAGUUCAUCAUUCCCCUGCAUAUUCUUUUCCUGCUGCUGUCCAGAGAAACCAGCCCCAGCGCCCUGAAAGCUUCCUCUUCCGAGCAGGUGUGAGGGCAGAACCAAAUAAAGGUCAUGCUUCAUCCCUUCUUUUAUCUUCUGCACCUACCACUGAUUCUGCAGAUCCCAUGAUAAGACAGAAUUCAAGACAGAGAGAAGAAGAGCUGGAAUUAAUAGAUCAACUACGGAAACAUAUUGAGUACCGGUUGAAAGUAUCUCUGCCUUGUGAUCUGGGAGCAGCUCUAACUGAUGGUGUCGUUCUUUGCCAUUUGGCCAAUCAUGUGCGGCCUCGAUCUGUCCCAAGCAUUCACGUUCCCUCACCAGCUGUGCCCAAACUAACAAUGGCAAAAUGCAGGCGAAAUGUGGAGAAUUUCCUAGAAGCUUGCAGAAAAAUUGGUGUACCUCAGGACAAUCUUUGUUCCCCUUCUGACAUCCUUCAGCUAAACCUCAGCGUUAAAAGAACUGUUGAAACACUACUUUCUCUUGGGGCACAUUCAGAAGAAUCCAGUUUUGUCUCUCUGUCUAUCCAGCUUUUGGGUUUUGUGGCGUUUUAUUGUACUUUAAUGUUAACUCUCUGUAUGCUUUAUUACUGGGUCUUUCCCCUCUAGGUGAAAGAUUGCAUUCCAGUGAUUUUCCACCUCAUUCCUAUGCUUGGUAAAGGAGGUUUGUUUCUCAUUCAGAAUUAUUUAUGAGCUUUUUUUUUUCCUGGCCAUCAAAGAACUAACCAAUAAAGUAGAUAAAUCCUUUCCUCAGAUGUUCAGCUGAGCAGCCCACCACAUUAGUAAGCAUUUAUGAUUGCUAACAAAGAGUGAAGACCAGCAUUUUUUCUCCUGGUCAUUGGUCCAUCCUCUUGGCCUGUGGCCUUGUUUCUCUUAUCAUAAAUGCUAAAGUGUUUCUACUAAUACAGUCCUGAGCCUGUUCUUAGAAUAUGACUUUAGAACUUUAUUUCCAAAUGAGCUAAUAAAAUUCCCAUCUGGCCAUUUUCCAUUGCCUCAACACAACUUAUGUGUUGAAAUUGUGAGAAGUGUUAAAAUUGUGAGUUGCUGAACCUUUUCAACAGCUGCUCAUAAGGAAAUAGUUGUACCCUUUCUGGUUUGGGGGCACCUGGUCCCGUAGAACUCUGCACUGAGCUGUGCCCUGAAA